UGAUCAAACAAGUGCUUAGUUACGACGUUAUCAUUUAAUUUAUAGCAGACUUCGUCACUGCUCAAAAAAUAUUUUACAUAAAGUAUAAAUGCACAUACGAAACGUUUCAAUCAGUUAGUUUCCUUGUGGUUUCCAUGGUUGACAUCAUUGUAUCUUGUUAUUGGUCUGGUUUAAUUAGAAAACAAAAUGAUUUUAUUACAAAUCAUUCCAACACUGAUAUCACUUCACGUGGCACGUGCAAAUAUAGUGCAAGUAGUGGAAUCUAAACUAAAUGCAGAAACGGCGAAAAGUAGUCUCGUCAACUUCACUGAACUAUUUGGCUACUCCCCACGUACAAACCUCAACUUUACCGAACUCGUAAAGUACGACGGCUACCUAAGCGAAUCGCACUAUGUAACAACAAGCGAUGGGUAUAUUUUAGCUCUCUACAGAAUACCCCUCAAAGAUUCAUGCCCACAAAACAGUAGCAAACUUCCCAUUCUCUUCACUCAUGGACUUUACUUGAGCGGAGAUGACUGCAUUAUCCCAGGACCAGGGAAAGCCCAUUGCUACAUCUAUGCCGAUAACUGUUACGACGUUUGGGUUCCCAACAACCGCGGGAACCGCUACAGCAGAAAUCACACAACUCUCAACCCGGAUAAAGAUGCAGUGUUCUGGAAUUUCGCAUGGGACGACAUGGCUACUAAAGAUUUGCCAGCUAUUAUAGACUAUAUUCUAGACAUUACGGGGAAAGAACAGUUGUCGUUUAUAGGUCACAGCCAAGGAGUAUCCAAUUUGAUUCUACUUUGCGCUGAGCAACCGAAAUAUAAUACUAAAAUUAAUGUAGGAUUUGGAUUGUCAACAACUGCCUGGUUGGAUCAUUCGCGAUUCAUAGGCAUCUUCCUAGAGGCAGUACUGUCCGUCUUUGCAGAUGAAUUCAAUAAUGCAACGAAUAUAGAAAUUCUGGCAAAUGGUGGGCUUUUCCAAACCGCUGGUAAUUUCUUAUGUGGAUUCAGCGACGUCGAAUACCCCUUUUGCACCUUCCUUCUGUUUUCGGUGUUGGGUUUCAAUAAAUUCAAUAUCAAGCCUGAUGUUUUAAAAGUUCUCCCAGGACACGUUCCAGCUGGUACAUCUUUGAAAGAUUUCAUCCGUUGGGGACAGAUCAGGAAAAAUGGAUUCACUAAAUAUGACUACGGGAUAAAAGGGAACCUAGUAAAAUAUGGUGAAAAGAUUCCUCCAGAAUUCGAUUUGAGUGCAGUGUCGAUGAAAUGGGUAUUCCUGGCUAGUUUGAACGAUUUUGUUGGUGAUCCAAGAGAUCAGAAGAAGUUGGUGAAUGUGCUUUCAAAUGCUGAAAUGUGCAUUCUUGAAGACAAGCUCUUCGGUCAUCUGGACUUCCUAUACGCCGAUAGCAUUCCUGAAUUGAUUACCCCCAAAAUACUGUCUUAUUUUGAGACUGGCUCUUAUAAAUGUGGUACCGAUCUAGCUAGUACUAUAUGAGUCAUUAAAAUAAAUUGCAAUUUUAA
This is a messenger RNA of Plodia interpunctella (Indianmeal moth), 1502 nucleotides long. Its product is annotated as gastric triacylglycerol lipase-like. Lineage: Eukaryota; Metazoa; Arthropoda; Insecta; Lepidoptera; Pyralidae. The coding region runs from base 187 to 1476 and encodes 429 amino acids. Gene Ontology annotation, biological process: lipid metabolic process. The transcript is spliced from 2 exons. The record is from RefSeq and is a predicted model, not a curated record. Gene Ontology annotation, molecular function: hydrolase activity, acting on ester bonds.